Molecule: messenger RNA, 1974 nt
Organism: Penicillium pulvis
Lineage: Eukaryota; Fungi; Ascomycota; Eurotiomycetes; Eurotiales; Aspergillaceae
Product: DNA-directed DNA polymerase alpha subunit POL12
Exons: 4
Coding region: 1-1974 (657 amino acids)
Biological process (GO): DNA replication initiation; DNA replication
Cellular component (GO): alpha DNA polymerase:primase complex
Molecular function (GO): DNA binding
Source: RefSeq, a predicted model, not a curated record
AUGGACGUCACCACCGAGCUGAAUGAGCUUUUUGCUGCAGCUUGUCCCAAUGGCCUUCCCAAAGAUGUUCUUGCCGAACUCCAGUCCAUCAUGCGGAUACACUCGAUCACUGCGGAGGAGGUUUUCUAUAAAUGGGAAUCUUACAGCAUGAAAAUGGGCGACGAGGUCAAAUUGAACAUGACCUCGGUUCGCGCUUUGAAGCAGGAUAUUCAGGAAGCUUUGGAGCGUGAAAGUCGCGGCAAGGCUGGACGACAGCAUGAGAAGAGGACCGCUAUCACAGCAACCCCGCGUGCGUCUGCAGGUGGUGAUAUGUUUGGGAUGUUAGGCGAUUUGACCCCCAAUGCGUCCAAUGCCCGAUCCAUGGCAGGAAUAAAUGGCUCGGCAACGAAGCGCAAGGCCGAGUUCUCAUCCCCUGCAACACCUAAAAUGGGACGGAUGGACAAGAUUGGGACACCUAACGGCGCAAAGACACCUGGCUCUUUGGCACCUGGUAAUGGGAUUGGGCCCUCCGUUUCCUUUGCCGACAGACCAAAUGCCGGACAAACUUUAGAGACACUGAAUGGACAUCUAUCUCUGCCUGAAACCCCCAUGGCUCCGUUCUCCGAACCGCGCAUUCGGCCCACCGCCAACACAGACCUAAAGAAAUUUGGGUAUAAGCCAAUGGGAAUGAGACUAUCGGAAUCAUCUGAGAUCCUCGAUGACCGCAUCGAUGAAUUUACGACUAUCUUCCAGAAACAAUAUGACUCGGAUGAAAUCACCUUUGGAAGCGCCGCUACCCAAAGCACAAGUGAGAUCAUUGCUGUUGGUCGGAUUGCCUCUGAUUCUAUGGAAGGUAGACUCAAUACGGCUUCUCUGGUUCUCGAGACCUCACGCAGGACUGGUGCAGGCAGAAGAAUUCCCUUGAAGAUAGAUUCGGUGCCAGGCCUUAAUUUCUUCCCUGGUCAGAUCGUCGCUCUUCGAGGAAUCAACCCCUCGGGCGAAUAUUUCACCGUCAAGGAGAUUCUUCCUAUUCCUCUUUUGCCCCCUGCUGCCUCCCCGGCAGUGACCCUCGAUAAUAUCAACGAGCGCCUGGAAAAUUCAGGUAAUUUGCCACUCAAUGUCAUGGUAGCAGCUGGACCGUAUACAGCCGACGACAACUUGGACUUUGAGCCUCUCAAGGAGCUUUGUCAGAAAGCUGCAGACAGCUACGCGGACAGUCUUGUACUCCUUGGCCCGUUCUUAGAUGUCGAACAUCCACUGCUCGCAACAGGAGACUUUGACCUCCCAGACAUCAAAGGCCUUGAUCCAGAUACCGCAACCCUGACUACAAUCUUCCGACACCUUAUCUCAACACCCUUGGCACGACUGGUCGCAGCUGUUCCCAGUAUCACAGUUGUUUGCGUCCCAUCUGUACGCGACGCUUUGAGCCGCCAUGUCUCAUGGCCACAAGAGCAGUUGCUCAAGAAAGACCUCGGUUUACCGAAACAAGUUCGUAUGGUCUCCAACCCUGUGACACUAUCUUUCAACGAGACCGUUGUUGGCAUGUGCUCACACGAUGUACUCUCGGAGCUGCGCCGCGAGGAAGUCUUACACGGCAGGCUCAGCGAGGGCAACCUGCUCAGUCGGUUACCCAAGUACUUGGUCGAGCAACGACACUUCUUCCCUCUGUUCCCUUCUGUUGCACGCGCAAAUCUUCCCAAGACGGCUUCAGGUCUAGGUACAGGUGCAAUGCUGGACGUGCCCUACCUGAAAUUGGGUGAAUGGUGGAAUGUUCGGCCAGACAUACUUAUUGUCCCCAGCAUGCUUCCGCCUUUCGCCAAGGUUGUCGAUAGUGUGCUUGUGAUCAACCCCGGCACCUUGUCCAAGCGCCGUGCCCCGGGCACAUAUGCGCAGAUGGCAGUUCACCCCCGGACAAUCCCAGAGGCAGAACGCGAGGAGAAGCAACUCGACCACAAGCUUUACGAACGUGCCCGGGUAGACAUCAACCGGAUCUAG